This is a messenger RNA of Notothenia coriiceps (black rockcod), 490 nucleotides long. RefSeq names its product WD repeat-containing protein 3-like. Gene Ontology annotation, biological process: maturation of SSU-rRNA. Lineage: Eukaryota; Metazoa; Chordata; Actinopteri; Perciformes; Nototheniidae. Gene Ontology annotation, molecular function: protein binding; snoRNA binding. Gene Ontology annotation, cellular component: small-subunit processome; Pwp2p-containing subcomplex of 90S preribosome. The transcript has 5 exons. The annotation marks the transcript as partial. The record is from RefSeq and is a predicted model, not a curated record.
CUGUUUCAGGUCCACUCUGCAGGUGAUCCGCACCAUGGCCUGUGAAUACGCUCUCUGCUCGCUCUUCGUGCCCGGAGACAGGCAGAUCAUCCUGGGAACCAAGAGCGGGAAACUGCAGAUCUUUGAGCUGGCCUCUGGGAGCCUCCUGGAGACGGUGGACGCUCACAGUGGAGCUCUGUGGUCCCUGUGCCUCGCCCCGGACCAGAGGGGGAUUGUCACAGGAAGUGCAGAUAAGAAGGUGAAGUUCUGGGAGUUUGAGCUGAUAAAGGACGAAGGAAGCAGUAGCGGACAGAAGCGGCUGACAGUGAAUCACACACGCACGCUGCAGCUGGAGGAAGACAUUCUGUGUGUGAAGUUUUCUCCUGACAACCGCCUGCUGGCCGUCUCUCUGUUGGACUGCACGGUCAAAGUCUUCUACACAGACACUCUGAAGUUCUUCUUGUCUCUGUAUGGACACAAGCUGCCUGUACUCUGUCUGGACAUCUCACAU